AUGUUCACAGCACUGGCCCAGUCAGCAGCAGCAGGUUUGACCCAAGAGAUCCCGCCUGUCCUUGACCGUCAGAUCAAAGCCAAAUCUUUAGUGAAUGAAACAACAGCUCUUCGACCAAUCGACAGUAAAGUAACUUUUACAGAACCUCGCCCUAGGCUUGACAAUAGAUCUACAGAGAAGAAAGAAAUCUCUACAAAUCAACUGCAAGCCAAGAAAUCAUCAAAGCUGCUAAUCGUUGUUGACACCAUUUUGACAUUUGUCUUUAUUGGACCUUUAGUGUCCAUAUAUUGGUACAGCACGUGGGCCUUGUGUGAUUAUUAUAUAUUCAGGAGUAAUCUGGAAGCUUCAUACUGGACAUCGUUUACCGUGGGCUGUACUGUCAUAGCCAUAGCUACACUUUUGCAAGAUGAAAUAGUCAUAUUUUCUGACAAUCGCAGGAAACCUUUUCGAUACAUUCUGAUGCGAGUAUUUACUUACAUCUUGAGCGUGGCCAGUGUCAGCCAGUGGAGGGGUGUCUGGGAUCUGGAGGACUACUACACUGGCAUCUCUUCCGUCAACGCCGCGUUAACCUACAUCUCUGUAACAGUAGUGCUCAUCUGUCUGCGAGGCCAACGCUCUGCUCUGUGCUCACCCACGACACUGUGCGUGGACGUCAGGCCGGCAGAUCAUUACAAGCUGGCAACAUUCUGGAACAUUCCACCUGGUCCGUCCUUGAAAUUUGUGCUAGAUACACUGUGCACGGCGUUUGUGAUAGAGCCUCUUACCAUUUCUGUUUGGAGAGGAUUGUGGGAGCUCAUCGACUGUCAAGUGUACCACGAUGACGAAAAGAUGAGAAUCGUGGUGUGUAUGGUUGGCUACCUGGGAACGGCUUUCAUUGUCAGCCUGUUACAAGUACCAAUACAACGACUAGCUGCUUAUCUCGAAAACGUAAACUGGUACUUAAUGCUGGCAUUUGAAAACCUGAUAACAGCCCUGUAUGUAGCGCUGUCAGUCACCAGCUGGAGAGGAUUCUGGCUAGUGUUUGAGCAGUACGCCCCACGCCAGCCAGGCUACCUUUGGCUGUAUCAUUACUUGAGUUUUGGGAUCCUAGUGGCAGGACUGGCUGCGAAUUCGGCAAUGACACAAGUCAGUCCAAGAGAUGGUUCUCUGCCAGAUGGCCAAGGUGCUACGCUAGAAUUAUCUUAUACUGCAAGAAUCAUUUCAGCUUGGCGUUCGAAAACGGAUUUCA
Messenger RNA from Candidula unifasciata, 1228 nucleotides. NCBI's taxonomy places the organism in Eukaryota, Metazoa, Mollusca, Gastropoda, Stylommatophora, Geomitridae. The record is from the annotation of a GenBank genome assembly.